AUGGCCAUGGCAGCGACAAUUGAGAGGAGCUUGGGCUUUCCGAAUGGGGUCGAUAGGGGGCACGCUUCAAGCAAAGGUCGUGCUGAAAGACUUCUCAUCAAAAAGCAUUUUGGCGUCCCGAAGGUCUCGAGCGGCACUCCACCGACCAUGGAAGCCAGGGCAAGGGCACGCAGCUUCGAGAAGGAGAACGAAAAAAAAGACCGCCUGGCAGAAGCAAUCAGCAAGGGGAAGAAGGAUGUUCUCACCAACUUCAAGAGGGUGGUUGUCACUUAUACUAUCGGCUGGAUCUCUGCACUGGCGACUCCUGCAUGGUUUUGCGCCAACUACUUUCAGGAGGUCGUCUUCCCGCUAAAUGGAUCGUUCUUCAUUGUGUUACUUCUCGCGUCUCUCAGCAUGGUCCUAGAACUGCAGGCUACCUACAGGAAGCUAGACCAAAAGUAA
Molecule: messenger RNA, 441 nt
Organism: Klebsormidium nitens
Lineage: Eukaryota; Viridiplantae; Streptophyta; Klebsormidiophyceae; Klebsormidiales; Klebsormidiaceae
Source: the annotation of a GenBank genome assembly